This is a messenger RNA of Bipolaris oryzae ATCC 44560, 2109 nucleotides long. RefSeq lists its product as uncharacterized. The record is from RefSeq and is a predicted model, not a curated record. The transcript has 2 exons. Bases 1 to 2109 code for a protein of 702 amino acids. Lineage: Eukaryota; Fungi; Ascomycota; Dothideomycetes; Pleosporales; Pleosporaceae.
AUGUGUUUCGACGAUCCCCGUUACAACAGGCUUUUCUUCGCGAAUCGUAAACGCACACAGCACACUACAGAAGAGCUUUGGCCACACCUAUUUCCGGGGUUGCCUGUUCCAGACUGGUGGCUUCACUAUGUUGGCGUAGAUAGGCGAAAAGUCUGCCGGUGCAGCCGUCCUGCACGACAUCCGGAGAAAACUUUCCGCCUUAUCAAAGAAUGGCCAGAACUAGAAGCGAGCGUAAAAUUUUACAUGGACCGCAUGAAUUACAAGGCGUUCAACAUAGGCGAGUAUCUGGAUUAUCAGCUAAAACGUGAGAAGUUGUGGCAAAGCGCUGGAGUAUAUAUCCGCUCUUUCCACUGGGCGGAUGCUGCCAGGAUAUUCGUGUGUCGUUGUGCCGAACGUACAUGUUACAAGUAUGGUAUGCCCAAGAAUAUUGUACAACUAGAGCAAUGUGCAGAAUAUUUUCUUCUCCAUCGAGAUAAAAUAAUCGUGUCGCAAGACAAGUGGGAGCGUUAUAAUGAAGAUUCACCACCCCCGUACGCACCCAAAGCACAACCGGAGUCGAAAUAUUCUCGUCAGCAAUACCAGCUUCUAAAUAAACACGAGAAUACUAGAAAGGUAUCUCAGACAGUUCCUAAGUCGGAAAUGGGAAUGCGCGGCAGUGCGGAGCCACUGACCUCUCGCUUCGUAGAACCGCGCAAAGAUGGUGCAGCAAUCCAGCAAGAACUAGAGAUGCCUCCGCAAGUUUGGCAAAAUGGCCGCCCUUCUUUAUGGAAACAUUCCGAUGGUAUCUCUUCAUCUGCAAGCACGCCCUUGGGUUCGUCGUUUUUCCCUCCAUCAGAGGAACCUCGUGUACCGGCAACUGCUCCACUGGAAAACCGACCCGCUCCUUGGAAUCGCUCCGAUUCCAGCUAUUUAUCUACAACCCAAUAUCAAGGACAAAAGGGCGCAAGCGUUGGAGGCAUGCAUAGCCGUUCCAAAAGUUAUGAGGCAGGUCAUGCUCGGAUGGACAGUGGUUUCGAUAUGCGCUCAAUGCAUAGUGGCCUAGAAACUAUCCAAAUUAAAGUAGUCAAAGAAGAAAUUGCAGAACUGUCACCAGAAGCCUACUACCUUGGUGAUAGACGUGCGAUACCAGCUGGCCAUGAUAACCAAAACAAGGGAUCCAAUGGUCAUGUUAGCGAGAUUCCCGUUGAGGGAGUCUCAGCGGAGCUGCCGACAGUUGCGCCACGCCAACAACACACACCGACACUGAAUGCUCUCGAGGGCCGCGACUGGGGCGCUAUUCCUGAGAUGGAAGCAAAGACGACCGAUUCCAAUGACAAAGGUGAGGAAGUACCGGUUCGCAUGUCUUGCCACACUUAUGACUCUGGAUUGGUUGACUCACUCCUCGAACAGGUUUCGUAUCUGGGCUCUUCUACGACCCUUGAUCAAGACGUACAACUCCGACAUCCCACUGACUCGUCUUUGAGAGACUCUGGAUUUGGCAGUAACUCUGGGCAUAGCGAAGAGCCUUCUCCGACCUUGAGGUCUGUUUUUCAGUACAACCUGACGUUAGCGGAGCGCAUCAAGCAGGAUCGGAAGGCCAUCUUUGGUACGCAACGCACGCCAUUAAAAGAAGAGAUCGUGAUCGAGUUCCCCCAUCGGAGCGACGCGUUCAAGUGCUCUUCGGAAGAAGAUUUGGCGGUUACGCAGCUUGCUCUGAUCAAAGACCAUGUCGGGAUCAAUGCAAAAGAGGUGUUCAGUCGCUGGAACGCCGAUGACGCUGCACCUAACUGGAAUGCAGAUGUAAUCCGGCCAGCUGUUCAAUUGUUCAUGGGAUGGAAUCGCUCAUUUCGCACGCUCUUUUCCAUGUCCCAGGAAGCGUUUCUUCGAGUAGUUGCCUGGGGAGAGCUUGUGCGCUUGAUGAAUCAGUCUUGGACAAUUAUGAAGUGCCAACCGGGCGAGAAGGUUAUGUUUAGUCAGCUUGGACAGGUGCAUCGCCAGUUCUUCAAGUCCAAGGCUACUUACGAUAGGGAAAAGAAGGAUUGGAAGAUCAGUCGCUUUGAGGCGCUGGGCUGUGAUAUGAUUACAGCGUAUCUUGUGACGAUGACGAUAGAAAUCGGUAGGAGCACGUAG